CUAUCGUAUACAGGUGUGAGAAGUUAAAACGUGUAGUCGGAGGGUGUGUUAUAAAGAACGGCAUUUUGUUAUUUCAACAACUUCGUGCGUGUGACUUUAUGUUAUCUCUAGCUGUUGCUGUGACGCUGAUGUUAGCCUAGCUAGCACAACAUCUACUAGCUUACCAGCUAGCUGCGUCUUGAGUUGCUGUGAUUUUUAUCCUAACAAGCGCUGCAGCAUUCGGAGAGAAACCAGAGGAACAUGACGCAGAUCGGCAGCUUUCAGUCAUGGUGCCUGGGUGUAACGUUACCGUUGAUGUUAGCUGCUGUCCUGCACCAGGGAUUUGCUGCUGUUGCACCACCCACGACUACACCACCAACAACUACACCAACAACUGCUGCACCACACAAAGAUCCUGGCAGACCUGAAAGAGGAACCUACCAGGUCGCCAGCAGUAAUGGUACCGUUUGUUUAAAGGCAUCAAUGGGCCUCCAGCUCAAUGUCACUUAUGUGUCCCAGAAUAAGCCUGUGCAGGAUAUUGUGAACCUACAACCCAAUGAGACAAAGAGCUCUGGGUCUUGUGGCUCAGACAGUGCAUCCCUGCAGCUCACAGAUGCAGGGAAAACAAACCUCACCUUUUUCUUCACCCUGAAUACUACAACCAACAAGUACCAUCUGAGUGAAGUGUUUCUGUCAGCAUCUUGGCCAGACAUGAAAGAGACCUUCUCAGCCCAUAACCGCAGUCUGGACUACCUGCGGGGCACCCUGGGCAACUCCUAUGUGUGUCGCAUGGAGCAAACUCUGAAUGUGACACAGAAUUUUUCCAUCAACAUCUUCCAGGUGCAAGUGCAGCCCUUUGGCCUCACUGGGGAUAAGUUUGGAGCAGCUGAGGAAUGUCAGUUGGAUGAAGAUGACAUGUUGAUCCCAAUCAUAGUUGGAGCAGCUUUAGCAGGUCUUGUGAUCAUUGUGCUCCUGGCCUACCUCAUUGGCAGGAAGAGGAGCCAUGCUGGCUACCAAACCAUCUAAGGUGGCUCGUCACUCACAUGUCCCCAGACGCCAGAGUGCAAAAUCCUACCCUUGAAACUGACCUCUCUUUUGAGACUGACACCGACACCCUGCCUCUGUGUGUGUAGUAACACUAUUUAUUCUCACUUCCUGCUCCUUCAUAACGGUGACUUAGUUUUGAUGAUUGUAAUGGAAUGAGGUAAAGUUGAGGGUCCAUGAGUCCUCAGCUUGUAUUGUUUGAAAUCUGUGAAAGCAGAAUUAUGAGCUCUGAGGGAAUUGUUAUUGUAGCUUUUCAUAGGUUUGACCUUUUUGUAGUGGGUCUUGCAACUCUCUGUAUUUAACACUGUAUGAAAAUACCAAAACACUUAACCCGAUCUUGUGAUGAAAUGCUUUAGUAAACAUUUAGGAAUUUUGUCCACUGGAAUUGAA
This is a messenger RNA of Monopterus albus (swamp eel), 1413 nucleotides long. RefSeq names its product lysosomal associated membrane protein 1b (gene lamp1b). The coding region runs from base 241 to 1005 and encodes 254 amino acids. Gene Ontology annotation, cellular component: lysosomal membrane; plasma membrane; late endosome membrane. The record is from RefSeq and is a predicted model, not a curated record. Gene Ontology annotation, biological process: establishment of protein localization to organelle. Lineage: Eukaryota; Metazoa; Chordata; Actinopteri; Synbranchiformes; Synbranchidae. The transcript has 6 exons.